AUGGCGCUCCCCAUCACCACCAUCGCCGAGAGCAAGGAGCUCCGGGGGCUGAACCUCAUCGCGGCCCACUCCCACAUCCGCGGCCUUGGGGUUGAGCCUGACACGCUCGAGCCGAAAUCGUCGUCGCAGGGACUCGUUGGACAGGAGAAGGCGCGUAAGGCUGCGGCUGUGAUACUGCAGAUGGCAAAGGAUGGCAAGAUCGCGGGACGCGCAGUGCUCAUUGCGGGACCGCCCAGCACAGGAAAGACGGCAAUCGCGAUGGGCAUGUCCCAAUCGCUAGGCGCCGACGUGCCUUUCACUAUGCUCGCCUCAUCGGAGAUAUUCUCAUUGGAAAUGUCCAAGACUGAGGCGCUCACGCAGGCAUUCCGCAAGUCAAUAGGCGUGCGCAUAACUGAGGAGAGCGAGGUCAUCGAGGGAGAAGUAGUGGAGAUCCAGAUUGACCGCAGUGUCACGGGAGGCAACAAGCAGGGUAAGCUCACUAUCAAGACGACAGACAUGGAGACCAUCUACGACAUGGGCACGAAGAUGAUUGAUGCGAUGACCAAGGAGAAGGUCAUGGCAGGCGAUAUCAUCUCCAUCGACAAGGCAUCGGGGAAGAUCACAAAGUUGGGGCGAUCAUACACACGCUCGCGAGACUACGACGCGAUGGGCAUAGAUACCAAAUUCGUGCAGUGUCCCGAGGGCGAGCUACAACAACGGAGGGAAGUGGUCCACACUGUCAGUCUGCACGAGAUCGAUGUGAUAAACUCACGGACCCAAGGAUUUCUCGCGUUGUUCUCGGGUGACACGGGCGAGAUCCGCAGCGAAGUGCGAGAUCAAAUCAACACCAAAGUCGCAGAGUGGAAAGAGGAAGGCAAGGCUGAGAUCGUGCCAGGAGUACUGUUCAUUGACGAGGUGCACAUGCUGGACAUUGAAUGCUUCUCCUUUAUCAACCGUGCGCUCGAGGACGAGCUUGCACCCAUCGUCAUCAUGGCAAGCAACAGAGGCAACACGCAGAUUAGGGGAACAGACUACCGGUCGCCGCAUGGUCUGCCUCUAGAUUUUCUCGAUCGCGUUGUCAUCGUCAGUACACACCCGUACAACCGCGAGGAGAUGCAACAGAUCCUUUCCAUACGAGCACAGGAGGAGGAAGUAGACGUCUCACCGGACGCUCUUGCGCUUCUCACUAAGAUCGGUCAAGAGACCGGCUUGCGAUACGCAAGUAACUUGAUCACAACUUCGGACCUCAUCCGCACCAAGCGACAAGGAUCCGAGGUCACCGUCGACGACGUGCAGCGCAGCUUCGCGCUCUUCUACGACCCAACGAGGAGUGUCAAGUACGUAGCAGAGUCAGAAAAGCGCCUGAUUGGGGACGCUGGUGCGGUGUCUCUCUCCGUGACGAACGGCGCGGGCGCAGACGCGAUGGAUGUCUCAUAG
Molecule: messenger RNA, 1416 nt
Organism: Paraphaeosphaeria sporulosa
Lineage: Eukaryota; Fungi; Ascomycota; Dothideomycetes; Pleosporales; Didymosphaeriaceae
Product: TIP49-domain-containing protein
Exons: 3
Coding region: 1-1416 (471 amino acids)
Biological process (GO): box C/D snoRNP assembly; chromatin remodeling; regulation of transcription by RNA polymerase II
Cellular component (GO): Swr1 complex; Ino80 complex; R2TP complex
Molecular function (GO): ATP hydrolysis activity; DNA helicase activity; ATP binding
Source: RefSeq, a predicted model, not a curated record